This is a messenger RNA of Diospyros lotus (date-plum), 3694 nucleotides long. Its product is annotated as ubiquitin carboxyl-terminal hydrolase 9-like. Bases 339 to 3143 code for a protein of 934 amino acids. Lineage: Eukaryota; Viridiplantae; Streptophyta; Magnoliopsida; Ericales; Ebenaceae. Gene Ontology annotation, molecular function: cysteine-type deubiquitinase activity. Gene Ontology annotation, biological process: protein deubiquitination. The record is from RefSeq and is a predicted model, not a curated record. The transcript has 14 exons.
AAACUCUUCGUUUGGUGCAUUGUGUCGUGUUUCCCCUCCCCUCUUCGCGUCCUCCAUUGUAUUCGUGUGUGUAUAUGUAUACACGCACGCACAGAGGGAUUGUAAGCAAAGCGAGAUAGCAAGCAAUCAGGCAGGCAGAUCACUUGGUUUGGUGUGCGCUGCAAUUGUUUGACCGCAAUCUCUGCUGUCCCGCAAUCUAGCGCCCUUCGUCGAUUUCCUCUCUAUCUUCCUUCCUCCUCCGAUCUCUCGCUUUUCCCUUCAAAUUAUCUGCAUUCCUGUUCUUCCAGUCGCUUCGCGAUUUGUUCCCCCUUCUCAAUUAGGUUUUGUCGAGAUCGUUCAUGACGAUUCCCGAUUUAGGUUAUAUGAUGGAGAAUGGAGCAAUCGGAAUACCCUUCACGCCGGAGGAAGAAAGGCGCAUCGUCACUGACUUAACUAACAAAGCCGAGUCUAACUUGAAAGAAGGCGACUUGUACUACGUCGUUUCCAGUAGGUGGUUUACAAGUUGGCAGAGAUAUACCGGGCAAGAUGCAGGCGCUUAUUUAUUUGAUCAAUGUUCUACUGAUUCUGGUUCUUUAGUUUUGUCAAAGACAAUGGAUAGACCUGGACCAAUUGAUAACUCUGAUAUAGUUUUAAAUGGAAAUGACUCUGAGGGUGAUGACUUGGAACUUCGUAGAACAUUGGAAGAAAGAUGUGAUUAUGUUUUAGUUCCUCAACAAGUUUGGGAGAAGCUUUUUGAGUGGUACAAAGGAGGGCCAGCAUUACCGAGGAGAUUGAUUUCGCAGGGUGAUGUUAAUAAGCAGUUCAAUGUGGAGGUUUACCCUCUGCGUUUUAAGUUAAUUGAUUCUAGAGACAGCAGCCAAUUGGUUAUCAGGUUUAGUAAAAAGGCAUCCUUGCAUGACCUUUAUGAGAAAGUGUGUGCACUUAAAGGGAUGCAGCUGGAGACGGCACGAAUCUGGGACUAUUUUAAUGGACAGAAACAGACAAUGCUGAAGGAUUCAAAUCAGACCCUUGAGCAAUCUGACCUACAGAUGGAUCAAGAUAUCCUUUUGGAGGUCCAGGCUAAUAAAUUUUGGCCCUCUGGAUUUGGCAUGGAUUCAACAGGAAAUGAAUUGGCUUUGGUUCCAAUAGAGCCCUCAAGAUCAUCUUUGACAAUUGCAGGAGGCCCAACUUUGUCCAAUGGUCAUUCUACAAGUUAUAGCUCCAGUUUUCAAGGAAAUACUUUACGUUCAGGUUUUUCAGAUGUACAAGAUGGCUUUGAUAAUUCAAGGACUGCCAUGAAAGCAGAUAGGGGAGGUUUUGCGGGCUUGCAGAAUUUGGGGAAUACUUGUUUUAUGAAUAGUUCUAUUCAGUGUCUUGUCCAUACACCUCCCCUUGUUAAGUACUUCUUGCAGGAUUACACAGAUGAAAUUAACAGGCAGAAUCCUUUAGGAUUACAUGGUGAGCUUGCUCUUGCAUUUGGUGAAUUAUUGAGAAAACUCUGGUCUUCUGGACGGACACCAAUUGCACCCCGUGCAUUUAAGGGAAAACUUGCUCGAUUUGCUCCCCAGUUUAGUGGGUUCAACCAGCAUGAUUCUCAAGAACUCCUUGCCUUUUUGCUGGAUGGACUGCAUGAAGAUUUGAAUCGUGUCAAGCAAAAGCCCUAUAUUGAAACCAAGGAUUAUGAUGGUUGCCCUGAUGAGGAGGUUGCUGAUGAGUGUUGGAGAUAUCAUAGGGCUCGGAAUGACUCUAUAAUUGUGGAUGUUUGUCAAGGCCAAUACAAAUCAACACUGGUUUGUCCGGUUUGCAGCAAGAUCUCCAUAACAUUUGAUCCUUUCAUGUAUUUAUCCUUGCCACUACCUUCUAUGGCCACUCGCACAAUGACAGUAACUGUAUUUUAUGGUGAUGGCACUUGUCUUCCAAUGCCAUACACAGUGACUGUCCUAAAACAUGGUUGCUGCAGAGAUCUGAGUCAAGCCUUGGUUACUGCAUGUUGUUUAAGGAAUGAAGAAACCUUGUUGCUUGCAGAGGUUUAUGAACAUCAAAUAUAUCGGUAUUUAGAUAGUCCUUUCGAACAAUUGCUCUCUAUAAAAGAUGAUGAACACAUUGUCGCCUACAGACUUCCCAAAAAGCAUGUGGAAUUGACAAGACUCGAGAUAUGUCAUAGAUACAUUGAAAAAUGUUUUUCGGACAAUUUGAAGGGCUAUGAGAGGAAACUUUUCUUGACACCACUUGUUACCUAUCUGGAGGACCCUAAAACUGGAGCUGACAUUGAUCUUGCUGUUAGCAGGGUGUUGUCUCCAUUGACAAGGAAAACUUAUUCUAGGGAAACUAAUGAUCUUAGGGGCAAUGAAAAUGGUUCUUCUUCAGGAGAUAUUGAUGUGGCAACAAACAGCUGCAGUAGUCAUUCUGAACUUGGAAACCAAGCUAUGGAUGCAGCACCAGAAGAAGUUUCCUACAGGGAGUUGCACUUUAAUCUCUGCAUAACAGAUGAGAGGGGUUUGACCUGCAGACCAAUUCACAAGGACUCCUUCAUAAAAACUGGUCAACCGAUUAAGGUUAUGCUUGAUUGGAGUGAUAAAGAUCAUGAAUUAUAUGAUUCCAGCUACCUGAAGGAUCUUCCUGAGGUUCACAAGACUGGACUUCCAGUCAAGAAAACAUGCCAAGAAGCAGUCUCAUUGUUUUCAUGCUUGGAUGCAUUUUUAAAGGAGGAACCAUUAGGGCCUGAUGAUAUGUGGUAUUGCCCUCGUUGCAAGGAACACAGGCAAGCCACAAAGAAGCUGGACUUGUGGAGGUUGCCAGAUAUACUAGUCUUCCACUUAAAAAGGUUCUCUUACAGCCGAUACCUGAAGAACAAACUUGAUACCUUUGUGAAUUUCCCGAUUCAUAAUCUUGAUCUAAGGAAGUAUGUGAAAUCUGAUGAUGUAUUUGGACGAUCUCAUGUAUAUGAGCUCUAUGCUGUCAGUAACCACUAUGGUGGUCUUGGUGGUGGGCAUUAUUCGGCCUUUGCUAAGCUAAUUGAUGAGAACAGAUGGUAUCAUUUUGAUGAUGCCCAUGUAUCGCCAAUUACUGAAGGCGAUGUCAAGACUUCUGCUGCUUAUGUGUUGUUCUACCGAAGAGUUAAAGCUGAACCACAAGAUGGAUUGGGAGAACCGUCCCAGCCUUAAGUGACUUCUUCUUCUUCUUGUUGAAAGCCAUGUUUGGGUUGUGCGCAUUUAGGUUUAGCCCUUUUAAUGGCGCGCUUGGGGCCUGUGUAUUCUCAUUGGAAUGAUGAGCCAAUAGAUGAACUCUCUUAUCAACUGCACGGUUAUUUUGCUGAAAAGGAAACCAAAACUGGUGGGUCUGAUCUGCUGGAAGAUAUAAGAAGGGUGGGGUUUUGUCGACGACAUAAUUGCAGUGUCUGCAUUUCGAUGGAUUGUGCCUGCGGUAAGAAAUUCAGGAGAGCAAAAAGGACCAUCUUUAUUUUUAUAGAGGAUAAAUUAUAGUUUGUAGAAAGGAAUUUUGGAUGGGUCUGUCUGCAUUACACCACUGCUGUGAUUCUGAUGAUAUAUAUAUAUAUAUAUAUAAUAUACACACGCGCGCAUACAUGCGUGAUAUAUAGUCUGUUAGGGGACCCUGCACGUACGGUUAUCCUUGUUCUGAAGCUUUCUGGGUCGGAGGCCUGUUAUUAGUUUAAGAGUCUCAUUUGUUCAUGUGCUAAGGAGGAACUCUUUGCCUA